AUGAAGUUCUCUGCUGCUCUGGCUUUGUCUCUGGCCACCGCCACCAUGGCGCUGCCUCGCCACAUACUGUCCCGAGACAGCGGUUUCGCGUUGCAGAAUGGCCAGCAAGCGAUGGCUCAAAACGCGCAGUUUGCGAGCCUGACGGCUGACUCAUCCUGCACAACUGGCACUGACAUGGCAUGCGUCAACAACUCCUUCACGCAAUGCCUUGCCGGCAAAUGGAUAUUGACCAACCCGUGUAGCUGCGCCGCGCUCCCGCUCGUCAACUCGCAGGGCACGAGCAUCACCUGCACGACACAGAAUGAUCUUCAACAACGCAUUGCUGCUACCGGGGCUUCGUCAUCUUCGAACUCGACGUCUUCUGCGACGUCCUCUGUCGCAGCGAGUGCUACCGGAGGUGCUGCGACCAGCGUGUCCGUGUUGGCUGCGCCGAGUAGCACUGCUACGGGCAGCGGAAAUGACACCGCCGCCCAGUCCUCGCUCACGCUCCUCGACUCGCUGAUCAACACCGGGUUCAGCUCCGAGUCCGGCGAAAUCGCCUCCAUCACCUCCUCCAAUAACUUCAUCAACUACUGCUCCACCGUCAACCUCCCGCUCACGAACGGAACCCAGGUCAAGGCGGGCUCGUGCAACGCCGCGCCGAUGGGUGCCAUCGCCGCCACGACCGCGAUGCCCUCCGCCAAGUUCGUCUACCCGCCCAACCUCGGGUCUGUCCUCGCGAACACGAACUUCACCGUCGUCCUCGCCAUCCGCAACCUCGAGACGGGCUGGUCCGUGAACCCCAACACGAACUACUUCGCCGCGUCGCAGCAGGUGAACGCCAGCACGGGCCUCAUCCAUGAGGCGAUCACGAGCAUGAACCAGACGGACCCGACGGAUCCGACCAAGUUCGCGUUCUUCUCGGGCCUGAACGCGGUCGCGGAGAACGGGCAGCUGUCGACGACGGGCCUUUGGAAGGGCACGUACAGGAUGGCGAGCAUCAACGCCGCGGCGAACCACCAGGCGGUGCUCGUAGCGGUCGCACAGCACGGUUCGCUCGAUGACAUGGUCUAGUGAGUCCUUCGCGAUCCUAUGUCGGGCAGCACGCGCUGACCAGGUGCGCCACUAGCUUCACGGUCCAAUGAAGAGCUUGACGCUCAACUCACGAACCGGACAACACAUUUUCAGUCAACCCCGUCGUUGCACGACGAUGCGGGCAUUUGUUUGACUUGACGCUCUGGUGUAGCUCUAACAUCAUUGCAGUUCACUUGUAUCCAUAGCCGCGCAUAGCCGUACUUUACAUUUCUUAACGACCUGACUUCUGGGAUAGCGAUUCCUUUGGUGCUUCGCGUA
Messenger RNA from Fomitopsis serialis, 1332 nucleotides. RefSeq lists its product as uncharacterized. The record is from RefSeq and is a predicted model, not a curated record. Lineage: Eukaryota; Fungi; Basidiomycota; Agaricomycetes; Polyporales; Fomitopsidaceae. Bases 1 to 1053 code for a protein of 350 amino acids. The transcript has 4 exons.